Messenger RNA from Giardia duodenalis, 3507 nucleotides. RefSeq lists its product as uncharacterized. Lineage: Eukaryota; Fornicata; Diplomonadida; Hexamitidae. The transcript has a single exon. The record is from RefSeq and is a predicted model, not a curated record. Bases 1 to 3507 code for a protein of 1168 amino acids.
AUGAAUCAUGCCUCCGUAGCCAAGGCUUCCGACUUGUCUCCUUACAAAGGCGAGACGAAUCUUCCAGUGGUCCAGCUAUCGCUUCCAACUAAUUCUACUCAGACCUCAUCCUCUUUUACAAAGUCUAUAAAAACUCCACGACCCCAAAACAUUCUUUCAUCUGUACCCACCUCAAGGAAUUCAGAUAUAAGUAAGGCUUCUGGUAGCCUAGGGCACUUACCCUGCUUCUCAGAACUUACAGCUCAGGACUAUCAGGGACUUGAAGACUUGUUUACCGAGGUUGACAAUAGUCGCAAACUAGAUGCUUCUGAGCUUAUUUUUCAAUGGAAGGAAAUCAAUCUCCAGGUCAAUGAUCCAGAUUAUAAUUUGCUUCUCUUUUACCUUUUUCAAUCUUGUGCUGUCAUCCAUCCAAACCUUGUUCGGCACAGAGAUAUGGCAUAUUUUUCUAGCAAAGGCCAGGAGGAAAAGCUGCAUCUUUUGAUAGAGCAACCUACAGGCCCCUCUCUCAGCCAGCUGCAACUCUAUUACACUAUAUAUCCGGAGCGCUUUUCAACAGAAGUUUUCUGGGAUUGCUCGGCGCAGCUCAUUCUUGCGGUAGAUGUUCUUAAUAAGUACAAAGAUGGCACAUUUUCCUCUUGCAUGUGGUGUUCUCCGAGACUAACUGCCGAGUCGAUUUAUUUUAAUAGUGAUGGAUGCAUCAAGUUGCCUCAAUACUAUCCAUUGCAGGACUCUAGUAUAAAGAUCGACUCUGUAAAGCGUUUGAACGAGACCACAUCAGAGACAGUCGUCUCGCUGAUCACUAAAUUUGCUGAUGUCAUUACACAUGUGUCCGGUAUAGAUAAGAACAUAGUUCAGGUUAAAAAGAACGAAAUCAAGUGUCUAAAGAGUUUUGUCAGAAAGCUUGCAGCCUAUAGGGCAAAGCCAUGUAUAAAUAUUCAUAGCCUCAAGUGCAGGCAUCUCUCAGAGGCUGCGGCUUUGCGUCAACAGGGCCGCCAACCCACCUAUCCGUUUCCUCUUAAGACGAGCACAAGCUGCCACAGCUCUGUCACUGAUAAGCACACUCACAGUUACGGCUCAUGCGAGGUGCCAUUGCCAAGCGCUCCGUCCGAUGAGCUUCUUACAUUCUCCCAGGACUCGCCGGACCCGUCGCUCCAGUCAAUAUCUAAAAUGAGCGAAUCCCCUGUGGAUAACCAGACAUUCAAUGAGGAUACGACAGCUAGGGAUGUCCUUUCAGCCAGGACUUUUUCUCUGUUCAAAGAGCAACACUCUACUUCAGCAUUGACGCCCGUUCCAUAUGGAAUGGAAGCAUCGAAUACCCUAGACACAGUGGUCGACGUCCCGAUGCCUACCCGUCUCCUUUAUGAGGGCAUUUGUCGAGGUUUAUCAGCAGUGAAAGCAGCUGCAAGUGAGCUGUCUAAGACUUCUGGCGCAAAUAAGAAGAGCAAGAAUGAUGCUUUCAAAGACGGAGACUCCAAGCACCUGCUUGCAGACUGUGAGCUGGUGUUCUUUAACGAUUUUGCUCACAAGGCUACCGAGGAGUCACCUAUUGUCUCGCAUGGGCAUACAUUGCCGAAGACAAGAUCUGCCAUAUCAAACAUGAUAUCUAGAAAGAAACGGCUUCGGACUCUAUUGAGUUACAAGUGUAUGGAAGAGAUCAACUUAUACUAUGGAGGCAAUGAUCUACAAGUUCCUGGAGUUACUAAGGAGGAGGUUUGUCCAUCCACGCCUUACCUGGAUGCGAUCACUAAUGCCAAUAAUUACGACGACAUAGAUAAGUGCAUCAAUACCGACAAGGUGUUCACGUUGCUCCUUUCCCUCGAUGCACUUAAUCAGCUGACUGAGGUUGAGCCGCGCGUUAUCUCCUUCCUCAAGCGCGACGCAAUAAUAACUAAGUUGGUUAAUUGCUACUUUCUCGGUGAAAUUGCCGACGAGUCUCCACCAUUCACCCAUAGGCAGCGCAGAGACAUAUACCUUCUCUUUUCAAAAGUGUUUACACAUAUUUCUAAUAAUGCUGAUCUUCUAGAGGCUAUACUAAAGCAUCAAUUCUUCAAGAAGACCUUGUUUGAAAUGAUACUAAGCGCCGAUUACUGGUUAAAGUUUACGACAGUAAAAGGAAAAGAGGGUUUGUCGCUAAAGGACGCACUAAUAAACAAAGUGAGAAAGGAAGCCCUGGAAAGGUUUCUCCAAGAGAUCUUUUCACGGGCCGAUGCCAUACACUUUGUACGCACAGCACUUUGUGGGAGAUACAAUGAGAUUAUGAAUGCGCUAAUGCAGCUUCAGUUUGCGUCUCCAUGCAUAAGGUCUAGCAUCUGCAUGAGACUGUUCGAUUCUUCCCUUAUUAAGCUAGCGUUUAAUACUCUUCUUGGAUUCAUUCAGGACAUCCUCACCACCAACGAUAGGAGACCUAUUGGGAAGAUCAUAUGCAUAUCUAACCACCUGAUAACAUUCCCCUACACGGACCCAACCAAAUUUAAGCCCUUGACAGAGAAGAUAUACAGACUUAAGGCCUAUUUUGUGGAUCUACUAUUUGCGAAUGACAGCGAAUUGGUAGCUCUUUCUGCAUACAUUCUAGAGCUUAUAGCAUCUUACUAUUCAAUCAGCAUGUGCAUGUCUGUGCAAGCCCAUGUAAUGAUGAGCACAGAUAUGGUGACUAGCGCAGUUAGUGAGGUCAUAAGCUCUAUGGCAGAGUUUGCAAAUACUAUAGCUAGCAUGUAUAUAGCGAAGAAUCCGGAAGAGCUUUCAGCUAAUCCCUUGCGCGUACAACUCAUUCUAAUGCUAAUUCUCCGCCUUGUGCUCUCCACGGGGGACGCGGCACGAACAGCAUUUGCAUGUGUUAAGGCGUCUACGUAUGUGUCUAGUCAGGACUCUUACUCUCAGCAGUCCCUUCAGUUCCAGUCUCUGGACUGCAAUGAACUGCAGAGAAGCGUCAUGGGUACUUCUGUAUACACAGGCCUCGAGCUCCCUACCGAGUGGUCGGAAGAAAGCUAUGUCUCUCUCCGCAACAAGGUUAAAGGGAUUUUAAAGGAAGCUGGAGACAUCAUCAGUACCCCGGUGGCGAACUUCAUGGAGUGCGUCAUGGACAACGAAAAGUUCCGUGACGCCACCACUAUACACUUUCUGAUAACAAGAUUUUGGAUUGCAGUAGCUGACACCUCGCACUACUUUGGAGUUAAGCCUGAGACGACCAUGUCGUCUGUUCGUAGAAGAAUGCAGCUCUGCAUGGAUAAGCUUAAUACAUCUGCCAGAAAGCAUUCCGAUUUUACCUUUCUGAAGGUGAUUCCACAAAAGGUUAUAAUGAUGGCGAUGUCUUCUGAGCCCAGCUUAACCAAUAGAUGGUCGUCUUCAUAUUAUUCUUCAAAUAGUGUGGUGCUAUUUUCGCUUGAUGCCAGUCACUGGGCAUGGACUGAAAAAAAUAAUGAGAAGAUAGAGUCCGCUGCGCAGCUGUUUGGGCUCUCCGCCAAAGAGACCCUGGACUUCUUGAGGGCCAACCUGAUCAAUGGAAGAUAA